Messenger RNA from Fusarium coffeatum, 852 nucleotides. RefSeq lists its product as uncharacterized. Gene Ontology annotation, biological process: carbohydrate metabolic process. The transcript has a single exon. NCBI's taxonomy places the organism in Eukaryota, Fungi, Ascomycota, Sordariomycetes, Hypocreales, Nectriaceae. The record is from RefSeq and is a predicted model, not a curated record. The coding region runs from base 1 to 852 and encodes 283 amino acids. Gene Ontology annotation, molecular function: hydrolase activity, hydrolyzing O-glycosyl compounds.
AUGUUUUUCAAGCAAUCCCUCACCGCUUUGCUCUCCCUUUCAGCUACUACACUUGCCUGGGAUGCCCCUGGCUAUAGUGGCUUCAACCGCAUUUGGCAGGAUCCCUUUUCUGGUGCGUCUGGCACACUCCCCGACACAAGCAGAUGGAACAUCAUCGAUGGAUAUCUCAACGUCAACGCCGAACUCGAAGUAUAUACUUCAUCCACUCGCAACGUUCAAAGAAGUGGAGGUGAUACCCUCCAGCUUGUUCCCUGGCGCGAUGCUUCUGCCCUAAAGGGUUGGACUUCCGGACGCGUAGAGAGCAAAUAUGUUUUCACGCCCCAGGCAGGCAAAGUUACCCGCGCCGAAGCUCAAAUCCGUUUCGGUACUUGCGCUAUCAGUAACAAGGCAGGCAUUUGGCCUGCCUUCUGGAUGCUUGGUGACAUUCUUCGUCGAGGCGGGAGCUGGCCGUCUUGUGGAGAGCUCGAUAUCAUGGAGACGGUCAAUGGACAGCUGACUGGACACGGAACCGUCCACUGCGACGUGUACCCCGGAGGUAUUUGCAACGAAGGAACAGGAAUCGGCAACACUAUUGGUAUCCCAGACCAGAGCUGGCACAACUGGAGGAUUGAGAUUAACCGAGCCAAGAGCAGUUGGCGGGACGAGACUAUUACUUGGUUCAUGGAUGGACGACAGUAUCAUCAGAUCACCGGUGCUCGAAUCAACAAUGAAAGAGUCUGGAACACACUGGCCCGUAGCCCAAUGUACUUUAUUCUCAACGUGGCUGUUGGUGGCACUUGGGCAAGUUAUCCUCCAACAAGAAAGAGAAAACAUGAACUAAUUGAAUUGCAAGCCCGGAUAUCCGAACGAUAA